UUGUUCCAGGUUUGCAUCGCGAUGCCUCUGUCGAAAAAUGUUGAAAAAAAGAUCGCAAAGAAAAUCAAACGGUGCCAACAGUUGAUCGAAAAGGAUGCCGGUACUGAGUUUUGCGAGGAUGCUACAAAGACUAUCGUCGUUUGCAAUGCAGGACUUUCCACGGGGUUGGAGCAGGAAGCGCUUCUGAAGGAAGCAUUACUAUAUGGCAACGUGCAGGAAGUGUGUUUCCCGCCUGGUAAAUCCUAUUGCUAUUUACACUUUGCAUUGAUGGAAUCAGCCAAAGCGGCCUACGAGACCCUCAACGGGCAGUGUCAAUUGGGUCAGGAUGGGGCGGUACUCCUGUUGGCUUUCUGUCGGGAACUUCCUCCAUCGUCACACAAUGUAUGUAGUGGGGAAAUGCCCAACGGAUUGAUUCUAGAGAAGGAUUUCAUCGAUAGCGAAACGGAGAAUCUGCUAUUGAAAGCGGUCGAUUGCAAUAACAUUCACCAGGAACGUGAAAGGGCCGAAUUGAAACAUCGCAAAGUGAAACAUUUCGGGUACGAGUUUAUCUAUGGAGCAAACAAUGUGGAUAAGGCGAAUCCGUUGGAGCGGAAAAUACCAUCAGUUUGUGACAUACUAUGGGACCGGUUGCGAAAAAUGUAUCCUCUUAUGAACUGGCACGUUCCCGACCAACUCACGGUGAACCAAUACGAACCGGGGCAGGGGAUACCGCCCCACGUGGAUACGCACAGUGCGUUUGAGGAUCCCAUUCUUUCGCUGUCUCUUGGUGGCUCCAUUGUCAUGGAAUUUAAAAAUCCCUCAAGUGGAAGGCAGUUUUACGUUGACCUUCCGGCCCGUUCUUUGCUCAUCAUGUCCGGAGAAAGCCGUUACGAUUGGACGCAUGGAAUCACUCCUCGCAAAAUGGACACAAUUCCGUCUGUGAACGGUGGCUUGACGGUGCGCCGAAGAACGCAGCGUGUAUCGCUUACAUUUCGCAAACUACGACAAACCGAUGCGUGCGAUUGCAUGUUUCCGAAACUCUGUGAUACCGUGCAGAAAGCGACAGAAAAGCAAGCAUCACUGCUGGAGUCCUAUGCAGCUCAGGUUGAAGCAGAAAACGUUCACCGGGUGUACAACGAAAUAGCGAAACAUUUUAGCGACACUAGACACUCUCCUUGGCCUCGCGUGGAAUCGUUUGUGCGCUCGUUACAACCUGGUGCAGUUCUUCUGGAUAUUGGAUGUGGGAAUGGAAAAUAUCUUUCUUCAAAUGGAUCCGCUUUUAUGUUUGGUUGUGAUCGUAGCGACGGUUUGCUUCAGGUCUGCCGUGAACGUAGUUUCAACGUAUUCCAGUGCGACUGCCUUGCUGUACCGUUUCGAGACCAGUCCGUCGAUGCCUGCAUCAGCAUUGCGGUCAUUCAUCAUCUUGCCACGGACGAUCGACGCAAGAAAGCGAUAGCGGAAAUUAUGCGCGUCCUUCGUCCCGGUGGUCGGGCCUUGAUCUACGUUUGGGCCAAAAACCAACAAGCCAAUUCCAAAAUGUCCAGCUACCUACGGCAGAACAAACAGAACAGUAGAUCAACUGAACAAGCAACAACGGCAGAGAUCAUCCAGUUGGAGACAGUGGCUGGCAUCAACGAUUGUACUUUACCGGUACAUACAAACCGAACGCCAUUUCAGCAUAAGGACCUUCUAGUGCCCUGGAAGUUGCGGUGCGAUGAAAAUCCAUCAGAGAAAAAAGCUACUUUUCUUCGCUACUACCACGUGUUUGAAGAGCAUGAGCUCGAUAAACUUUGUCUGGAUGAAAACGAAAAUCGUCUAGAAAUAGUAGAAAGCUACUACGAUCAGGGCAAUUGGUGCGUGCUUUUCGAAAAGAAAGACGGAUCUUCCGUAGAAUUAUAGAAAGCUUAACUGAUAAAUACAAAUGAGUCAAUUUUCCUCAUCGGUCGCCUUGGCAACGCUGUAAAAUCGAACCAAUUCAUCGUAAUUGUAAUUGUCCAGCAGUUCGAUUAACUGUGGUAGCUUGGUUUUAACAUUAACUCCCUUGAAUUUAAAUUUAUCGAUGUACAAGUCGGUUAGAAUGCCAUAGAUUCGGUUCAGUAUAGUCGGUUGCUUUCGGUAUUCAUUUUCUAUAGUUUUGUGGUUGCGCACCAGUGCACGAUACUCCUCGGAAAGUGUGUUGAACUCUUCGUCGUCCCGAAUGUCCAAAUCAAUCAAGGCCUGGGCGACCUGAUAGUCUUUGGUGAGUUUAUUGUAGUGCACGAUUUUCGGUUCAAUUAGCUUAAUCAGCGAUGGAAUGCUGGACUCGUUGAGAGCUUGAAACAGAGAGAAAUCAUU
Anopheles coustani is the source of this 2313-nucleotide messenger RNA. RefSeq names its product alkylated DNA repair protein alkB homolog 8. The coding region runs from base 22 to 1878 and encodes 618 amino acids. The record is from RefSeq and is a predicted model, not a curated record. NCBI's taxonomy places the organism in Eukaryota, Metazoa, Arthropoda, Insecta, Diptera, Culicidae. The transcript has 3 exons. Gene Ontology annotation, biological process: tRNA wobble uridine modification. Gene Ontology annotation, cellular component: cytoplasm; nucleus. Gene Ontology annotation, molecular function: S-adenosylmethionine-dependent methyltransferase activity; tRNA binding.